AUGAGGCGCGACUUGAGCUUUUCCGUCAAUGCUGCCCACCAGAGGCGCUGCUGCCGCUGCAUCGAUUUACUCAUCGAGUGCCAAGAAAUCCAUAAGCGGCGGCAGGAAGUUUUCAUUGUGUGGCAUUUCUGGGCAAAAUACCCACCGCUAAUCACAUCUGGACGACGAGGAGGCACGGCGAGUGACAAAUUAAGGGGUCUGUGCAGAGUUUGGCGGUGGAGUGGUGAUAGUGGCACGCGAAAUCGGGCAUUUAUUGCGAUGGAGGAGAUUAAGUCAAACAUUGAUAAGAUUUUUGACCAGCUCCUGGAGACCAAUCCCUUUCCCAUCCCCAAGAGGUUGAGCUUCGACAGCCUGGGCGAUUCUUUAGAUGAGAAGCGCCCGUCAAAGAGGAAGAUCCCGUCCGGGGACUCAAAUUUGGACAAGAGACGGCGCGAUGAGUCCCCCAACUCGAGUGUGGGGAGCACCAACAACUCCAUUGUGCCACCCAUGAGUCCGUGGGAGAUGAGACUGAUGAAGGCGGAUCUCAUAACGGCGAAUGCAAAUAUAAAUCAGCUGCAGAGUGAGUUGGAGCAGCAGCAGCUGCAGAAGAGGAACAUGGAGAAGGACUUCGCGUCGAAGAUUGACGGGCUGAAAGAUCAGGUGGCGUACUUCAAGAACAAAUCUCACGAGGUGGAGAAGCACCUUGGCGUGGUGCGUAAGCGUGAGUCGAAUGCGAAGCAGGAUCUCGUGAGCGCUCGCAAUGAGAAGAAGGCCGAUCGCUUGCGCUAUGAGGAAACCAUACAUUCCCUCCAGAAGAAGCUCAUGAGUGUUGAAGAUAACUUCAGGAAAGCCAGCAAUGAGUACAACAACGACGUGAGUGAUCUCAAUCGGCAGCUGUCUGAAGUGAUGCACAAUCUCACGAGUGUGGAGGAGGAGAAUUCGCGACUGUUUGAGCUGAAUGAGACGCUCCAGGGAAAGGUGGGCAAGCUGAAGGAAUUGGAGGCGGCACUCGAGGAGGAGAAGCAGAAGAAUCAGUCGGCCAGCAUGAAGAUUAAGGAGUUGGAGUAUGAGAUUUCGGGCUACGGCGAGUGGAAGGAGAUGUCGACUUCUUCGCUCGCGCGGUUAUCGCAGAUGGCGGACUUGGAGAAGGAGGUUGUGCUCCUCAGGACAAAGUCCAAGAAUCUUCGCGAUGCGAUAGGCAACAAACUGUUGCUUGAGGAGCAGGUGAAUGACCUCAAAAGUCGCCUCGAGAGGAGCGAACGGAACAAUCUCGACGCCAUUGCACUGAAAAUCCAAGCGGAGGAUUUGGAGAAGGAAUUGAACACGUGGAAAGCAAUUGCCGUGGAUCACUGUCCACAGAGCAUUCCGGCAACACCACCCAAUCUUCGGCGGCGCAUUGAGGAAAUUCUGCAGAAAGAUGUAAUACUGGUGAAUGAGCGCAACAAGAGUAAAACGGAGAGGAACUCCCUCGAGGCACAGUCACAUGAGGUUCGUGGGCAGAAUGAUGCAUUGCUCAAGGCGAAUCAGGAGCUCAAGGGCUCUCUGGAAAAGUACCAGAAGAACGUGUUGCGUCUACAGAAGAGAAUGCAAUUGCUUGUGAAGGAACGCGAUUGCUAUAAGCAAUUGAUUGAGAAUUAUGAGAAGGAUUUGACAAUAUCGGGACCUUCGGGAGCAAUGACGGCCACACCGGAGAAUCAGCUGCGUCUCCGUGUGGAGAUGCUGGAGAAGACGCUGGCGGGUUACAAAGAGAUGUGCGCUAAUCUAGAGAAAGAUCUGCAAACGGCCAGAGCAUUUCCGGACGCCAAUGUGGGCGUGACGAGCAGUCAUGAGCAUUUGCGACGGGAGCUGAACGAGGCGCGGAUGGAGAAUGAGCGCAUGAGGCGGCGCCGGGAUGAGCUCGAGAUGGAGCUGGAGCACAGGAGUCUGAAGGGGGAUUUCAAUGCGGACAAAUACCAAGUGGUGCACAUGGAGGGAAAUCCCGCUCAGGUGGCUCAUGAGAGUCAUUUGGAGGAGGUGGAGAAACUGCAGGCGGAGAUUGAGCGGCUGAAGCGGAAGAUUAGAAAACUGGAGGAAGACCACGAGAACAUGACGAUGCGACUCAAUGAGUCCAACAUCACGCUGAACAUCAAGGAGAUCAAUCAGCUGCGCAGCCAAGUGGCCAGUCUGGAGGCGAAGAAUCAACACCUGAAGGAGGCGUACAAGGUGGCGAACCAGGAGUUCCGGGAGGUGUGCUACAUGCUGUUUGGCUAUCGUGUGGAUCGCACGGGGAGCACCAAUUAUCGCAUCUCGAGCAUGUAUGCGGAGAAUGAGGAUGACUUCCUCAGUUUUCGACUGAAGGAGAGCGGAGCACUGGACAUGCUGGAGACGGAGUACUCAAUGUCACUCAGGGAGAUGAUGAGGACUCAUUUGGGGACACACAACUCCCUGCCCACAUUCCUCAGUGCACUCACAAUGGAUCUCUUCAAUCGCACCACCAUUUCCGUCUGAGGCGGACCACCAAUUGAACGCGCGCGAGAGUGUGAGACUUGAAGGUAAAUUCAUCUAAAUUGAUUCCACACACAAAUUGUUUAAUUUCAUCGCCAGCACUUACCCCAUUGUGGCGCACAUUUAUCCGAAAAAAAAGAAGGCAGGAGAGAGAGAGCUGAUGAAUUGAAUCAAUACACUUUGUUUCUUUUUGGGUGGAAGAAAAAGAAAAAAAAUCACUCCGUCGGAUUUGGUGUGUAGCUCGUGAGGAACUUUCUGCAAUUUAUCUCGUGGGGAUUUCUCAGCUUCCGGAAGGCGCUGUGCUCUUUAUCACAAACAACACUGGACUGUGUCAACUACAGAGUGUUCUGAUCGUGUCGGGUGAUUGUGGUAUGUUCAGAUGACACUCGCUAGUCAGGAUUAGUGAUUGGAGGCGCGCACUUUGUCAAGAACUUCGUGUUCCCAAGAGUGAGGGAGAGAGAGAGUCACCUUCCGCAAACAUCAAGGGAUCGACGAGCGGAUUGCGAAUUAUUUUCCAAUUAACGGGGCAAAAAGGAACCGAUAA
Phlebotomus argentipes is the source of this 3007-nucleotide messenger RNA. It is a transcript of the gene Mad1, whose product is annotated as mitotic spindle assembly checkpoint protein MAD1. The record is from RefSeq and is a predicted model, not a curated record. Gene Ontology annotation, cellular component: nuclear envelope; mitotic spindle; kinetochore. Gene Ontology annotation, biological process: attachment of mitotic spindle microtubules to kinetochore; mitotic spindle assembly checkpoint signaling. NCBI's taxonomy places the organism in Eukaryota, Metazoa, Arthropoda, Insecta, Diptera, Psychodidae. The transcript is spliced from 4 exons. Bases 1 to 2466 code for a protein of 821 amino acids.